GGUGACGUCAAAAGGAGUGUAGUCUGAAGCUGUUGAAAUAGGACAAGCUGUAACACUGAGAAACAUUCAGAGCGGUAGAAUGGAGUGACGCGAGGAGUCGAGGACGCGAAACACGCACGUUCUUCCGAAACCUAAUUCAAUAAAAAGCCAGCUGCGCCACGAGACUAAUCUGCAAACGGACAGAAGGUGGAACUAAGAAUCUUUUGCCGUCUCGACUGAAUACGCCUGUGACUGAUCUGGUUAACGGCGCUUACAUAUUUUUUAUUCGCCAGUGGAAUACGACAGGGUGGCACCGAUGGGCCGGUUGAGUCUUUGGGCGAUUCCUCUCCUGCUGGGCGUGUCCCUCCAGCCAGCCGACGGGUGGAGGACCGAGUCUACGGACAACAGGGUGGAGAACGCCACGCAGAGACUCCACCUCAGGCAAAUUGGAGGGGACGAUGGGAAGACCAACACAUUUCGCCUCGACGCUGAAGUUCCCCGGGGGGCCUGCAGGAGGCGGUAUUGCGGCAGGGGGCGCCAGUGCGUCCUCUCGGAGCAGACGGGGGCGGCGGCGGCGGCGGCGUGCGUGUGCCAGGACAGGUGCCGGCCCACCUUCGUGCCCGUGUGCGGCUCGGACGGGCGCUUCUACCAGAACCACUGCGAGGUCUACCGGACGGCCUGCCUGCAGAAGAGGCGGGUCCACGUGGUGCACGGCAAGGACUGCUUCUUCAAAGGCGACGCGUGCACGAUGGCGGACUACAACAAGCUGAAGAGCACGCUGCUGGACCUGCAGCCCCGGAACCGCUCCAGCUCGCCGGGCCAGACGCAGGAAAAGCGAAUGGACCAGAAGAGGGCCGUGGUGGACUCCAUGUUCAAGUACCUGGACGUGAACGGGGACGGCCGUCUGGAGAGCCCGGAGCUGGCUCAGAUAUCAACGAAGGACCACCUGGAGGACAGCGUUCUGGAAUGUUCCAUGCAAGACCUGAUCCGUUACGAUGACUACAACAGCGACGGUCACCUGUCUCUGCAGGAGUUCUACACUGCUUUCCAGGUCAUACAGCUCAGCCUUCCGGAAGAGAAGAGGGUGAGCGUCUCCACGGUAACCGUGGGCCUCAGCACGGUGCUGUCCUGCGGUAUCCAGGGAACGCUGCGGCCGCCAAUCAUCUGGAGGCGGAACGGAAUUGUGCUCAACUUCCUGGACCUGGAGGACAUCAACGACUUCGGUGACGACGGCUCGCUCUACAUCACCAAGGUGACGACCAUUCACAUGGGGAAUUACAGCUGCCACGCCUACGGGUACGAAGAGCUCCAGCAAACCCAUGUGCUCCAGGUGAAUGUACCCCCAGUGAUCCUGGUGUACCCCGAGACUCAGGCGCAGGAGCCCGGAGUAGCCGCCAGCCUGCACUGCUACGCCGACGGCAUCCCCAGUCCCAGAAUCCUCUGGCUGAAGAACGGCAUGGACCUGCAGCCCAGAGGAUCCAAGCAGCUCAGUCUGAGAGCGAACGGCAGCGAGCUCCACAUCGGGAGCGUGCGCUACGAGGACACGGGGGCGUACACCUGCAUCGCCAAAAACCAGGUGGGCGUGGACGAGGACAUCUCCUCGCUGUUCGUGGAGGACUCCGCCAAAAAGACGCUCGCUAACAUACUGUGGCGAGAGGAAGGACUGAGCGUGGGGAACCUGUUCUACGUUUUCUCCGACGAGGGGAUCACCAUCCUGCAGCCCAGCGAGUGCGAGAUUCGGAGGCGCAUCAAGCGAACCGAGAGGAUACUGGCCAGCUACGAGGAGAUGUGCCCCAAAGCCGACGGAGACGCUCCCCACCGCUGCUCCUGGGCCGCGGCCGUCAGCGUCCGGGACAGAUACGUCUACGCCGCCCAGCCUCUCCAGAACCGCCUGCUGAUCAUAGACACCCAGGCCCAGAGGGUCGCGCAGGUGGUGCAAACGGACCCCGUGCCGGUGAAGCUGCACUACGACAAAUCGCACGACCAAAUCUGGGUGCUCAGCUGGGGGGACCUGCGGAAGUCUCACCCCUCCCUACAGGUCGUGUCCCAGGCAAGCGUGGGCGAGGAACACCACGUCAUCCGCACCCAGUUCCGCAGAGUGGACGACUUCUUCAUCCCUCCCACCAACCUCGUCAUCACGCACGUCAGAUUCGGUUUCAUCUUCCUGAGGUCCGAGCCCGCGGUGCACAAGAUCGACCUGGAGACGUUCCACCGCGUCAAGACCAUCAGCCUGAAGAACUACAGCUGCGUGCCGGCCGGCAUGGCCUACACGCACCUGGGCGGGUUCUACUUCGUCCAGUGCCGGGGGGCCAACCGCACGUCCGCCGAGCCGCAGCUCCUCAUCGACGGCGUCACCGACUCCGUCGUCGGCCGCAACGGCGACGUGGCGGGCCGGCCGCACGUGUCCUCGGACGGUCGCUACGUGGUCACCGCGGACCCCGGGCGGCGGCGCGUCCGCGUGCAGGCGGUCAGCCUGCAGGGGGCGCUGCAGGCCAGGCGCGACCUGGAGACCGCCAUGCGGGUCUCCGACCUCGCCUUCCACCCGUCCUUCACCGAGUCCAACCAGUACACCGUGGUGGCCAGCUCCGAGACGCACGGCGAGCUGCUAUUCGCCGACCUGUCCACGGGGCGGAGCCAGGUUCUGGAGAACCUCAAAGACCCCGUCCCGUCCAGGUCCUGGCCCUGGAGCGGGACCAACAGGGUGGUGGUGUCCAGCGGGCUCUUCGGGCAGUACCUGGUCACUCCUGCGGCACGAUCCCUCUUCGUGUUGGACGGGAAACAGAGCGGGCCGCACUGCGAGGUUUCGGACAUCGAGAGAGGUAACACGGUGGUGUGGGUCGGGGAGGUAUGAGCGGAGGAGCCGCGGCGAAGGAUUUCAGUUCACGCAAAAAAAAUAAAAAUAAACGAAACGACAAAAAACAAAAAAAAAAACGUUAGAAGUGAUGUACAUGGACUCAACCCUGGGACUGAGCAGAAGGAGCACAAACGUUGCUAUUGUCCUAAUAAUUGGAAACAAAACAAAAAGGUUUAAAAAAAGAGUAAUCGGAAAAUCAAUUGGGGAAAACACGGCAAGAUGUUUUUACUGGGACAAAACGAUGGAUCCCUUCAGUGCAACAGUGAUCUACGUGCACUUAUCUAACCAGAGUUGUACAUUAUUGCACUUCCUUGUGUCACUGCAGAUAGCCGUCAGAGGAAAGGAGAAAUGGUGUUAUUUUGAAACGGAACUAUGCACAAAGCUCACUUUUAUUUAUUUAUUUUCUAGAGUAAUGCUUUCUUUUUUUGGUCCAUGAUGUCUGUCGUACACCAGUGCUGCAAAUAGUCACUAUAAGAAGUCUGUCUGUCUGUGUGUCGGUCCCUUUCUGAACCCAAUGUCCUUUUGUUCAUUGUAAUUGUACAUGUUCAUGGUAUUGUAAGUAUUUUAUAAAAACCUUUAAUCUCAACCAGCACAGGUUGGCUUGAAACCUUGUCGUAUCUUAUGAAAUAACGAUUCUGUUGUCUUUUCGUACACUUUCCAAAGAUAUCUUUAAGCCCUCUCUUGACACAGCCAAUAUCACGCCUAGGACGAAAUAUUAAACGGAAAGACUGGUAUUCUGCAUAUUCAAAAAUGUCCAUAAUGAUUAUGUAUGAUCUGUCGCCCCUCUGGUUGAUUUAACCUCAGUGAUGUCGUGUGAAGUCCGUUUAAUUGUAAGCAUUUAAGGCUCCUGCAAGAAUCGAUGUGCAAUCCUACACAAGCGACUCCACUCGAAUGAAGACGUCAGCUGCUUUGGUCCGCCCCCGCCCCCCCCCCC
Anguilla anguilla (European eel) is the source of this 3767-nucleotide messenger RNA. RefSeq names its product follistatin-like 4 (gene fstl4). The coding region runs from base 296 to 2830 and encodes 844 amino acids. The record is from RefSeq and is a predicted model, not a curated record. Gene Ontology annotation, molecular function: protein binding; calcium ion binding. Gene Ontology annotation, biological process: cell differentiation; regulation of BMP signaling pathway; multicellular organism development. The transcript has 16 exons. Lineage: Eukaryota; Metazoa; Chordata; Actinopteri; Anguilliformes; Anguillidae.